This is a messenger RNA of Aspergillus fischeri NRRL 181, 585 nucleotides long. RefSeq lists its product as uncharacterized. Gene Ontology annotation, molecular function: structural constituent of cell wall. The record is from RefSeq and is a predicted model, not a curated record. NCBI's taxonomy places the organism in Eukaryota, Fungi, Ascomycota, Eurotiomycetes, Eurotiales, Aspergillaceae. The transcript is spliced from 3 exons. Gene Ontology annotation, cellular component: fungal-type cell wall. Bases 1 to 585 code for a protein of 194 amino acids.
AUGCGUCCUCUAACUAUCCUCUGCGCCCUCGCUACACUCUCCACCACACUCGCAGUCCCCUUCUCCCACGCAUCCAACUCAACCAGCGCAUCAAAAUCGACCCCCUCAUCAACAGUGCCGGCGAGUCUACCCUCGCCAACACUCAGCGGACCUAAUUCCUGUCCCCCAAACAAGUUCAAGCAAUGCUGUACAACCCUCAGCCAGGUAGGCGACGACCUCCUCAAGCCAUUGGGGAUGGUCGUUCCGCUCGUAGGGGCGGUCGAACUGAGUUCGCUGGUCGGGGUGUCGUGCAGGAACAUGCCCGACGCGGCCCCAGAAACCGACUGCGCGAAUGCAGUCAUGUGCUGUGAUUCUUCGGCUGUUGGCGGAGACCUCAUGCAGACUUCCUGCCAGGACUUUGCGCUCGCGAAGAAGCGUGAGCGGGAGGCGAUCGAGCGACAGCAGAGGCGGUUUUCGGAGUAUCAGCGGAUGAUGAUGUCGCAGUCUGCUACGCCUACCCCGACGCCGGUCGGCGUCGGUCUGAUGGGCUCGUCUUUCUCGAGGGCGAGCGCGACGCCGACUAGGAUCCAAGGUGGACUUUUGUGA